Styela clava is the source of this 1256-nucleotide messenger RNA. RefSeq names its product ubiquitin-conjugating enzyme E2 G2-like. The record is from RefSeq and is a predicted model, not a curated record. NCBI's taxonomy places the organism in Eukaryota, Metazoa, Chordata, Ascidiacea, Stolidobranchia, Styelidae.
CACUGAGGUGUCACAUUUUAGGCACCGCAUCGUACCGUAUAUCUUCACCGUCAAAUUUAUACAGUGCCUGCACCUCCUCUCCGUCACUUCAGUACCGAUACUGGUACGCGUGCUACGCCUUUAUUUCUUGAUCUACAGAUCUAUCGAUUGCAGUUUCAGUGAGUUGGGAUAGGAUACUCGUAGACUACUCAAGUUUUAAUUAUUUAGUGUUCUGAACAAGAUAUUUUUUCGAAGAUAAGGGUCACUAUAAAAUUUCAAGAUGGCAGCAAAACGACUUAUGGCUGAAUACAAACAGUUGGCGACACAAGCACCGGAAGGAAUUGUUGCUGGGCCAAAGGAAGAAAGCAACUAUUUUGAAUGGGAUGCUUGUAUAAUGGGACCAAUAGGCACACCAUUCGAAGGUGGAGUUUUUUCAGCUGUGAUGACUUUUCCAUCAGAUUAUCCUCUUAGUCCUCCUACAAUGCGAUUUACAUGUGAUAUGUUUCAUCCAAACAUAUAUCCAGAUGGAAGAGUUUGCAUUUCAAUAUUGCACGCCCCUGGUGACGACCCGAUGGGAUAUGAAUCAAGUGCUGAAAGAUGGUCGCCUGUUCAAAGUGUUGAAAAAAUUUUGCUCUCUGUAAUAAGCAUGCUUGCUGAACCCAAUCCUGAAUCUGGCGCAAAUGUUGAUGCUUCGAAAAUGUGGAGAGAUAAUAGAGAAUUAUUCAAUAAAAAAGCGAAGAACCUUGUAAGGAAAUCUUUGGGUCUUUGAUUUAAAAAACCUAUCAUUUGUACAAUAUUGAUCUUUGAACAUUGUCAAUACUUAUUCGUGGAUCAUGAUGAAUUGUGGAUAUAACAAAGAUGUACAGAAGAAUUCAGUUCCAGUUCAAGAUUGUUGUUACACAUUUCAAAAGGCUACAAGUCCGCGCUAAUGAUAAUCAACUUCUGACUCUAUUUAUUGCGAUGUUGCCAGAGCACUUGGCAUAUUAUUUUUUUCCUGUUGGAUAUUUCAAUUACAUAGAAUGGCAAAGGGACACAUUUAUAUAAUAUCUAUCCAUGACUUUGCCGACGUUUAUUCCAAUCAGUUUUAAUGAAUUUUGUCACCAUGCUUACAUGGUUAUCUUAUCUAAAUUUAUUUUGUGUCUGAAUUGUCGUACCACAUCGGAUUUACCCAAUGGUUUGCAUACCUACACUGGAUGCCUUCUUCGUUUUCUAUUAAAUCCAACUAUAUAUAUGUCCAGUGCAAUUGAUUGAAUUUGUAAAUACAUUGUCCUCCAGCA